ACUGAUAAUAUGCUAUACUACAACUAAGUUUUCUUCUCAUUCACUUGAUACUCUCUCUAAUAUUAUUCCUUUCUUCCUUCACUUACCUACAAUUCUUUUAUAAGUAGUACUAAAGCUUCAUCUUCAAACCAUAUAUAUAUAUAUAUAUAUAUGAGAGUUACAGUCCUUUGAUUAUAAACACAAAAUCAUAUCAUACAUAUAUAUAGAGAGUGAGAAAAAUUAAGUGAAAAUGGCUGAUUGGGGACCUGUUGUGAUAGCAGUGGUGUUGUUUGUGCUGUUAAGCCCAGGGCUAUUGUUCCAGCUACCAGGGAGAAAUAGAGUGGUGGAGUUUGGGAACAUGCAGACAAGUGGGCUUUCCAUUCUAGUUCAUACUGUUCUCUUCUUUGGUCUCAUCACCAUUUGCCUCAUCGCUAUUGGUGUUCAUAUCAACACUGGAUAAUCAUAAAAUCUACUUCUACUCUUAAGAAAAUAAUACUGUUUUUACACUUGUUAUGUGUUUUUAAUAAAGGGUUGAGUUUGCUUUUGUUAUUA
Humulus lupulus (European hop) is the source of this 531-nucleotide messenger RNA. RefSeq lists its product as uncharacterized. The transcript has a single exon. NCBI's taxonomy places the organism in Eukaryota, Viridiplantae, Streptophyta, Magnoliopsida, Rosales, Cannabaceae. The record is from RefSeq and is a predicted model, not a curated record. The coding region runs from base 230 to 439 and encodes 69 amino acids.